Molecule: messenger RNA, 618 nt
Organism: Drosophila santomea
Lineage: Eukaryota; Metazoa; Arthropoda; Insecta; Diptera; Drosophilidae
Exons: 2
Coding region: 227-580 (117 amino acids)
Source: RefSeq, a predicted model, not a curated record
CGUUAACAGACUCGCAAUACUUUAAUCUAUAAUAUGUAUAGCAGUUGCGUAUCUCAAGGAAGUAGAAUUUGUAAUAAAAGGAAAUGAACACUCUUAAAUACAUUGAUAAUAAAGAAAUAUUAAUCAAGAUUACCUGAUUGGCAAUUUUAAUGACGAACAAACUCGCCGUUCUUCACACAAGUAUGCCUUUCAAAAUGCUGAUGAAUUUCUGUUGGUCAUACGAAUCAUGUCAAAGUUUUACAAAGAUAUUUUAGUUAAAAGUGAAAAACUAACGCAGUUUUCCUUCAUUAGCCCUGAAAUGAGCAGGCUUGCACAUCUUGUGCUAUCAGCACGCUGUUCUGAGCUAAAAAGGCAUCUGGCUCAUUGGGAGUGCUUGCAAAAUACGAAUGUCAUAGAAUCAUUUGGAUGGAACACACGGUUAAUAUUAGGAGACAGCUGCUUUGGAAAAAAUGUACAUCAAUUAAUAACUUUGGAUUUGCGAUACCGUCACAUAAAUUAUCAAAAAGAACUUGUUUUCGAAAUGAAUAAUGUAAUAUUAAACGACUUUAUUUAUUUACUUGAAAAUGUACUAGCCAGAUAACAAUCCUCUAAGUGAACACAUAUUAUGGUUCUUGAAAA